GUAGAGUAUCGUACAAGGACACCAACACCUAUCAUGCUGACCAAACCAAGCCUUUAUGACCCUGAUAUAAGAAAUAGAAAGAAAGGCAAAUUUUAUAUUGAUUUUGAGUUGUCUAUGGAUAGAUAUCCGAAUAACAAAGCUCGCACAUACCCUGACGAGUCUAGGAAUGGACAGCAAACUACAUCAACUGGGUCAAAUACCAAACCUUUUAGAAAUAAUAAUAUAAUUGAGUGCAGUAGAAGUCAGAAAUCAGAUAAACCAGGCAGCCAGUUAUCUACUGAUUGUGAUAUGAAAGAACCAAUCACAGACAGCGUAUCAAGUGUUAGUGAGAAAGACAAAAUGAACGAACCAAUCACAGAUAAAGUAUCAAGUGUUAGUAGGAAGGACAAAAUGAAAGAACCAAUCACAGACAGUGUACCAAGUGUUAGUGAGAAAGAUAAAAUAUGUGAAGAUCUACCCAAACUAAGCAUUAUUAAUAUGGACCAUUUUUUGGUUGAUGGCUUCAAAUUAAAAACUAGUACUGCGCCAUUUGACGUUAUGCGAAGGCAGAGCACCAGAAGUAGACACUUUGAAGAAACACUUAACACUAUGAAUGACAGAACAUUGAUGACAAAUGACAAUAUUAAAUCAAACACAUUAAAUCACGGAACUUCUAAUACAUUGGAUAACAAAGCAGCACAUGUAUGUGACAGUGAUACUGAUGUUGGAACGGAUUCUUGGAAAUCUGGAGUAGUCAUGGAAACAAAUCAAGAAAAUGCUGAGGGAAAAGAUGUUACAAUAGAAACAGACACAAAAGAGAUUUCUUCUGGUGAUUCUUAUCAAAGUAAAGAUAAAAGAAUAGAGAAAUGGUUACAAUCAACACAAGAACCACCACAGCACUCUACUACUACAGUGAAAUCAACAUCAUAUCAACCACAGCGCUCCACUACAAUUUCCCACAGUAGUGAAACACCAAGAAGACUAUAUCAAACAAACAUUGCAACAUUACAGUCAAGAGAUAUGUUUCACAGUAGGCAAAGUUUUAAAUCUGCCUCCAGUAGGGCUAGCAGUUGUAGAUCUGUUCCUAAACCAUCACCAUGGAAACAGCAGUACAAUGUAACAACACUGUCAAAUCCCUCAAGCUUAAAAUAUAAAAGUUAUAAAAAAAGUGUUGGUAACUAUGGCAACAAUUACAGUCUAGUGCAUAGUAUGAGGAAAUGUAAUGUUGGGAGAACACCACCAGUAAAAGGAGACUCAGUGUACCAGACUGUACCAGAUAGUCAUUUAAUGUUAAUUUCAAGUACCCCAUCCACUCGUACUGAUUCACCAGAUGUGAGUGCUUGGCCUGAUCAAUCUGAGAAGACAUACACCUUGACAACUCCAAAAAGAAGUAUAACAAAUGUGACAAGUUUAAAAAAUUCAGAGAGGAGUAAGAUGGAUAAAUAUAAAGGCUCAACAACUUAUAAUGAUUUGGGGAAAUACAAGAGAGAUAAUUUUGCACGAGAACGAGACCAUAAUAAUGCACAAUUAAAAAUCUAUUCAUUGAUUAAACAAGAAGAAGAAACAAAGCAUAAAAGACAACUUGUCUUACUGCAUCAGCAAGAAUUACAGAAAAAAAAUCAAACUCAAAGGUCUAAGAAGCAAUCAGAUUGCAGUUCUAAGCCAGAGAGAAUAGAAUCUCAUUAUAGCCAUCCUGCAGUAAGUACUGCAUCACAUAGGACAUAUGGUAUUGAUACAGCACGCUGCAAGUCGGCUGCUUUUAAUGGAUCUCUUAGGAAAAACAAACCUGUUGCUAUAGUAACGCCUAGAACAGUCAGGGUUCAGCCCAGAGAUACAACUUACUUGGCCAUUACAAGCAGACCAGUACCAUCUAUCACCAAGUCAGAGAAUUACCACAAACCUGGAUUCAGUCUUCUUGGUAGCCAAAACACUAAAGCAGUCAAAUUUCCUGUCUCAGGGAAAAUCGAGAAAAACAGCUGGACACAGUCAAAACCUGAACAAUCUAGUGAAUGGGACACCUCCUAUCGUCUUCAGCGUCAGGUUAGCAGUAUUCUUAAAGGCACAUCACAUAUUUCCCAACUCCGUCAAGUAUCUAAAGCCGAAUCUUUUUAUAGUACAUUAUCAGUCAAAUAAAUACCAAAUCAAGUUCCUAUUGGUCUCUUCUACUUAAACCAAUGAAUGGAGUCGCUAAUAUUAGCAUAAUGCUGUAACAACUAGCUAUGUUUAUUAUAAUAUGCAUAUCAACAAAUAUGUAAUGUCACAUAUGGUGAUUAUUUCAGUAAACUGAUGUAAAUAUAA
Saccoglossus kowalevskii is the source of this 2277-nucleotide messenger RNA. RefSeq lists its product as uncharacterized. The record is from RefSeq and is a predicted model, not a curated record. Gene Ontology annotation, molecular function: ATP binding; protein serine/threonine kinase activity. Gene Ontology annotation, cellular component: cytoplasm. Gene Ontology annotation, biological process: intracellular signal transduction; protein phosphorylation. NCBI's taxonomy places the organism in Eukaryota, Metazoa, Hemichordata, Enteropneusta, Harrimaniidae.